GUGCGGCCACGCGCCCUAUGCAAGUGUGAGAAAUGCCUGCCGGACCUCGUCGACGCGAGGAAUGCCAGAACGUCGCUGCCGACGUAGUUACCAGAAAUCAAGUACGGAUGAAGGAGAAGAAGUUGAUGGUCUGCUGAUGGUCCAGUGAUUGACAUGAUACGAAAGGAAAACUAUGUAACGAUCGAGGACACGGUCUCGUUGGCACGACUAGGGUGCCACGAGGAAGAGGUUGGCCCUAGAAGAGAGGAUAGUUUUGUAGGAUAGACGAUGAACUUCGAGGAGGUGGACACAUUGGAACUCGAAGUCUUCGAGGUAAGAGGCGAGGUCGAUGGAGGAGAGCAAUCUAAUACAACAUCGAAACCAGAAGGCAAUCUGGAGGAAUUGGAAAACGGAGGCGGCACUCGUAAGAAGAAACGGAAACGACGAAAGUUCAGGAAAAAGCAUCUGGCCCAGCCAGUAACGGGCCACGUAGUCUUGAAUUUACCUUCUUCUUCGACGGAAAUUGAAUCUGCAGGAGAGUGUUCCAAGAGAGAUUCCUCGAGCAGCCUCGGUGGUGGAAGUAGUAGACACAUUACCCUCCGAGAGUCAUUGCUGACGGUUUUAGGGAAACUAGUUGUAUGGAAGGGAACCAGGUACCGACCGACACCAACGCCUUCUUCAUCUGCACCUUCAAGCUCACCUCCAGCCACCGAGUGUAUUGGUCGCACCACCUCUUUUUUUUCCAGUGAGACAGAAAGGAGAAUUCGAGCAAAUAACCGCGAGUACAACUCACAAUUUAACUAUGCGAAUAAUUAUAUCAAGACGUCCAAGUAUUCGGUUUUGACGUUCCUGCCAUUGAAUUUGUUUGAGCAAUUUCAAAGGCUCGCCAAUUUUUACUUCCUAUGUCUGCUGGUACUUCAGAUGAUCCCCGCCAUAUCCUCUCUGACACCAAUCACGACAGCCAUCCCUCUAAUUGGGGUACUCACGCUCACUGCCGUCAAAGAUGCCUACGACGAUUUUCAACGACAUAGCAGCGAUUCUCAAGUUAACAAUAGAAAAUCGAGAACUUUACGGGGCACAAACUUACGUGAGGAAAAAUGGUCUCAGGUCCAAGUGGGAGAUGUAAUUCGGAUGGAAAAUGAUCAGUUUGUAGCAGCUGAUGUUCUCCUGCUGUCAACAAGUGAACCAAAUGGUCUCUGUUACAUCGAGACAGCAGAGUUGGACGGGGAGACAAAUCUGAAGUGCCGACAGUGCUUACCUGAAACAUCAGAAAUGAUGGACAACCACGAAUUAAUUGGUCAGUUCGAUGGGGAGAUCAUUUGUGAAACACCCAACAAUUUGUUGAACAAAUUCGAUGGCACUCUGAUAUGGAGAGGAACAAAGUACGCUUUGGAUAAUGACAAAGUGAUUUUGCGGGGCUGCGUGCUCAGAAACACCCAAUGGUGCUAUGGUAUGGUGAUCUUUGCAGGCAAGGAUACCAAACUGAUGCAAAACUCAGGGAAGACCAAGUUUAAGAGAACCUCCAUAGAUAGACUGUUGAAUCUGCUCAUCAUUGGAAUAGUUUUCUUUUUACUUUCCUUGUGUUUAUUCUGUAUGAUUGGCUGUGGUAUUUGGGAGAGUUUAGUCGGCUAUGACUUCCAAGCGUAUUUGCCGUGGGAUUCUCUUGUGCCCAGUGAACAAUUAGUAGGCGCUACAGUGAUUGCUUUUCUCGUAUUUUUUUCAUAUGCUAUCGUUUUGAAUACGGUCGUGCCGAUAAGUUUGUACGUAAGUGUCGAGGUAAUCAGAUUCGUGCAAUCGUUUCUCAUCAAUUGGGACGAAGAGAUGUACUUCGAGCCCACGAAUACUCACGCGAAAGCAAGGACUACUACACUAAACGAGGAAUUGGGCCAAAUCGAGUACAUCUUCUCCGAUAAGACGGGGACACUUACACAGAAUAUUAUGACAUUUAAUAAAUGCUCGAUAACCGGAAAAUGUUAUGGGGACCUCGUGGAUGCCGUUACAGGAGAAAUUGUCGAUCUCACUGAGACGGGCAAAGCUGUACAGAUGCCAAUUAUCAAGUGGACGAAUGGACAGGAAUUUGUCCGUCAAGUGUACACUCCCAUUAGUGGCGCAGACACAUACCUCCUGGACCAAGCCGACAGAAUUUCCAGUACAACACCCGAACCGGUCAUCAAUGGCGCUCCCAAAAUUACUCCCAAAGUUUCAACUGUUCCUUCGAUUGAUUUUUCGUUCAACACAGACUACGAGCCAGAAUUCAAAUUUUACGAUAAAAAACUUCUCCAGGCAGUUAAACAAGGAGACCCGGAUGUUCAUAGUUUCUUUCGGUUGUUAGCUUUGUGUCACACAGUCAUGCCGGAAGAAAAAAGCGGCAAACUUGAAUAUCAAGCUCAGUCACCAGAUGAAGCGGCACUCGUCUCAGCGGCUAGAAAUUUCGGCUUUGUUUUUAAAGAGAGGUCCCCAAACAGUAUAACGAUCGAUGUAAUGGGACAGAGAGAAGUCUACGAACUUCUCUGCAUCUUAGAUUUCAAUAACGUUCGGAAAAGGAUGUCUGUGGUUCUGCGAAAAGAUGGUGCCAUCAGGUUAUAUUGUAAGGGGGCGGACAACGUCAUCUACGAGCGAUUAAAACCCGGCAGUGAAGAAAUCAUGACCAAGACACAAGAACAUCUUAAUAAAUUCGCAGGGGAGGGUCUGAGAACUUUGUGCCUUUCCGUGAGGGAUAUCGACGAAAGUUUUUUCAACGAUUGGAAACAGAGGCAUCACGAUGCGGCACUUAGUCAUGAGAACAGAGAUGAUAAGUUGGAUGCGAUUUAUGAAGAAAUUGAAAAAGACAUGACUUUGCUGGGCACUACGGCCAUUGAAGAUAAACUUCAGGACGGGGUGCCACAAACUAUUGCUAAUCUGGCUUUAGCAGGAAUCAAAAUCUGGGUGUUGACUGGUGACAAGCAAGAAACGGCCAUCAACAUCGGCUACUCGUGUCAGUUGUUGACAGACGAUCUGACUGACGUCUUCAUCGUAGAUGCCACGACUUACGACGGAGUCGAAUCCCAGUUGACACGGUAUAUAGAAACAAUAAAAGCGGCCUCCAACCAUGAGAAAAGGCCAACUCUCUCCAUCGUCACAUUCAGGUGGGACAAGGAAAGCAGUGAAACAGACUAUAAUCCUGCUAGAGACGAGACAGAUGACCACGAAAUGGAACAAGCCGCAUGUUUCGCAAUAGUGAUUAAUGGUCACUCGCUGGUUCACGCGCUCCAUCCUCAACUCGAAAAACUCUUUUUAGACGUUUCCAGUCAAUGCAAAUCAGUCAUCUGUUGUCGAGUGACACCCCUUCAGAAAGCGAUGGUCGUCGAAUUAAUUAAAAAGAGCAAAGAAGCUGUCACUCUGGCAGUAGGUGAUGGAGCGAACGAUGUGUCCAUGAUAAAAACAGCACAUAUUGGUGUUGGUAUUAGCGGUCAAGAAGGACUGCAAGCAGUAUUGGCCUCAGAUUAUUCGAUAGGACAAUUUAGAUUCCUGGAAAGACUUUUACUCGUCCAUGGCCGGUGGUCAUAUUACAGAAUGAGCAAGUUUCUUAGGUACUUUUUUUACAAGAACUUUGCGUUCACAUUAUGCCACAUUUGGUUCGCCUUUUUCUGCGGAUUUAGCGCACAGACUGUUUUCGAUCCGAUGUAUAUUUCCGUCUACAAUUUAUUUUACACAUCUCUGCCAGUCUUAGCCGUUGGUAUAUUUGACCAGGAUGUCAACGACAAAAACAGUUUACUUUACCCAAAGUUGUAUACGCCGGGACACCAGAAUUUACUUUUUAAUAAAAAAGAGUUUUGUUGGAGUGCUCUUCACGGGUUUUAUGCCAGCUGUGUACUCUUUUUGGUGCCUUAUGGUACAUACAAAGACGGAGUGUCGCCGAAAGGCUACGUGCUUUCGGAUCACAUGCUGCUGGGCAGUGUUGUGGCCACUAUAUUAGUUAUAGUCGUGACAAUUCAAAUAGCCCUUGAUACAUCAUAUUGGACGAUUGUAAAUCACUUCAUGGUGUGGGGUUCUCUCGUUUGGUAUUUUAUAAUGGAUUAUUUUUACAAUUACGUCAUAGGGGGCAGUUAUGCUGGCAGCCUAACGAUGGCAAUGUCAGAAGCAACAUUUUGGUUUACGACAGUAAUAUCAUGCAUUAUUCUCGUCAUACCGGUUCUUUCAUGGAGAUUCUUCUUCAUCGAUGUGAGACCUACUUUGUCCGAUAGGGUAAGACUAAAGCAGAGAAUGGCACAAUUGCGCUCGAGACAAAGCCAAGAUAUUCUGCGAACACCAUCGACGAGAAGAACGCGACGGUCCAUUCGAUCGGGCUACGCGUUUGCUCAUCAAGAAGGAUUUGGUAGACUCAUUACUUCCGGAAAGAUCAUGCGCAAAUUGCCUAACGGCUCGGACUUCAAAUUUGCUAUGCCAUUCACGAAUAACGUCACAAAACAGGUUAACAUUUCCACCACUUCUCCGAAAGAGAGUGCAUCCAAAAAUUCAUAUUCCCUGGACACUGUCAAUCUGUAAGCUUUUUGAAUUUGCAUAACGAAAAAGAACAUAGUCUGGUGUUUGAAACAAAAUAUUAAACUAUGUGCACAAUUUAAAUUUCGUAUUAAAAUCAAUAGUGUCUAUGAGUUAUGUCUUUAUGAAUCAACAUAUAACCUUUCUAAUUGCUAAAUAUUUAGACUUGAUUUUUGACAAGUUAAUCAAAAUAUAUGUUCUCUGAAGCACAAUUUUUCCGAAGAGAAAAUACGAAAAUUAAGGAUUAAUAUUUUGUAAGCCAGUAUUAUUAUCCAUUCAAUUUUAAUUUAUGUAGCGAGUAAAGGUAGCAAGAAAGCAAAUAUAAAUAUAUAACCUCUAAAGAUUUUUAUUUUUAUAAAGUGUUGGUUUCUUUCUGUCAAGAAGAUUAUAUAUGUUUCGUUAUUUGAAGAAAGAACUUACAAUUUGUGAUUGUGUUACGAAAAGUGAAAGAAAUUUGUACAUAAUCAUUGUAUGCCACGCUUUCAAAGAGCGACAGAUGUUCAGGAAUUUUUUUUUAUUUCCUAAUUGUACCAUAAACCGAUACAUUAUUCGAGAAUGAUUAUUCUAAAGAAUGUUUACAUAAUAUAUUAUUAUACUAUUAAAGAUAAUAGUUACAUUGAUAAUUGCCUUUUUAAAACAUUAACACAAGAAACAAAAAUACUGUAUUAUAGCAUUGAUUGUAAAUAUUUUAAAGAGAGAGAUAUAUAUUAUAUUAAAUGUUAAGUAUACAUUUUUUAAAAGAAAGUAAUAUAUAGGUAGAACAAUCUAUAAAAUAUGAAAAUAGUAGCAAUAUUAUAAUAUUAUACUGCGGAUAAUGUUUGCCUUGGACUGACUACUGAAUAUAAUGUAUUAAAGUAAAAAAAGCAGUAGCAACAAUAAAAUAUGUAUUUCUACU
Belonocnema kinseyi is the source of this 5392-nucleotide messenger RNA. It is a transcript of the gene ATP8B, whose product is annotated as phospholipid-transporting ATPase ID. Gene Ontology annotation, molecular function: ATP hydrolysis activity; ATPase-coupled intramembrane lipid carrier activity; ATP binding. The coding region runs from base 268 to 4503 and encodes 1411 amino acids. NCBI's taxonomy places the organism in Eukaryota, Metazoa, Arthropoda, Insecta, Hymenoptera, Cynipidae. Gene Ontology annotation, cellular component: plasma membrane. Gene Ontology annotation, biological process: Golgi organization; phospholipid translocation. The transcript has 16 exons. The record is from RefSeq and is a predicted model, not a curated record.